Molecule: messenger RNA, 1077 nt
Organism: Funneliformis caledonium
Lineage: Eukaryota; Fungi; Glomeromycota; Glomeromycetes; Glomerales; Glomeraceae
Source: the annotation of a GenBank genome assembly
AUGGAUAACGAUACUAUAGACUCUAUUAUUAACGAAAGUGAAUCCCAACAUUUCGUGAACCCUGUACUAGAAAGCGCGUAUUUCAUUAAUAAGAAUGCAAAAGAUGUCACCAUUCCUCGAAACAGUAUUCAAGAAGCAGCAAAUGCGAUUUAUUCAAAUAUGAAAAAAAUGAAAUAUUCUGUAUCGGUAUGGAAACAACAUGAACUUCAUCCAAAAAUUGCAAACGAAGAUGCAAUUAACUGGAUCUUUCUCGCUGAUCUAUUAAACUUUUCUUUUUGGUCCGAUUUAGAAAAAGAUAAAGGAUCAAAUUGUCAAGAAAGGUUUACCAUCCUUUAUAAAGAUAAACGAUAUACGGGAUAUUGGUCCUUAUGCGCGGCAAUUAAUCGAGCCAUUGAUGAAGGGAUACCAAUUACAACACCAUCAGUUUAUGCCUCAGCAGAAAAUUUAAAUGAUGAUAAAAUUAAAUAUGCCUUUCGUUCUCAUACAGGCGAAGAAAUUCCUUUGCUUCAGGAACGUAUUAAUUGUAUGAGAGAAGCCGGUAAAAUUCUAGUUGAGAAAUUCGACGGUAGUUUUAUUAAUUGUAUUAAACAAUCAAAUAAUUCUGCCAUGAAAUUGCUAAAAAUAAUUACCGAUAAUUUUGAAUGUUUUCGUGACGAAUGUGAAUUUCUUGGACGUAAAGUCCAACUUUAUAAACGAGCUCAAAUAUUAAUAGCCGAUACUUGGGCUUGUUUUGAAGGACAAGUUUAUGGUUCUUUUAAUGACAUUGAUGAAAUAACAAUGUUUGCAGAUUAUAGGGUUCCACAGGCACUUCAUCAUUUAGGUGCAUUGUCAUAUUCUCAACAUUUACUCAACAUGAUAAACUCAUUCACAUUAUUACCAAAUGGUUCACAAUUAGAAAUCGAGAUUAGAGAAUUAUUAAAAAGAAUUAUUCAACGGAAAAUUCAACAGGAAAAUAAUCGAGAGUUAAUUCCAAUAGUUAAUACUAUUAUUUUGGAUUUUUAUAUAUGGGAUUUUGCUAAUGAACAUAAACAUACAAUUAAAAUUGGUAUUCAUAGAACAAGAAGUAUUUUUUACUAA